CCGAACAUGGCAAAACAAAAACAUUAAUAUUGUUUCGUCUUGUGUUGUGUUUGGUGGUGUCAUUUUGUUUUUAGUUUCUGUCUAUCUUCAGUUUAUUUUGUUUUGAUUUUAAGUGAGGUUGUGUUAAAUUUGCAAUAAGAUGCUUAAACUCAACGAUUUACAUGACAUUGUUAAGCUAAUAAAUUUGAUAAAAAUACGACCUGGAAUAUACGAUAAUACUCAAGGUGAUCACAAUAAUAGAGCAACUGUGGAAGCAUUAUGGAAAGAAGUGGCAGAUGAAAUGAAUGCAACACCCGUUGACUGUAAGAGAAAAUGGGCUUCAUUACGUAAUGCAUUCUCACGAGAUCUUAGAAACGAAAGGGAUGCCGAAAUAAAUAAGCGUAAAAAAAAGAAAUGGUAUUUGGCUACCCAUUUAUGGUUUUUGCGUGAUUAUUUAACUGUUAAACCUAGAGAAGAAAAAGACACCAUCAAUGAACAAUCUGAAUACACAAUGGAUGGAAGUACACAAUUUUUUAACACUUCAACUCAAGAUGGGACAUUUGAAAAUUUAUACCCAGAAGAAGAAAUUGAAGUUGAAGAAGAAAAAAUUCAUGCUUUUGCCGUACAAUCACCGCCACUUGUUUAUAUCAACAAACGAGCACCUUCUUACUAUAAUGAACCAGAAAUUCCUUAUAAUAAUGAAAUACCUCAUUCUUCUAAAAAUGAACAACCAAGUCCUUAUAAAAUCGUACUACCACGUCCAACUAAUAAUGAAGUUUGUGAAAAUCCUGCAAAAGAAUCUCAUGCACCACCGUCUUCUAUUGCAAAGAAAAUUCGUUUAACUGAAAGUUCAGAAUUUGAUGAAAGGAAUAUGAUAUUUUUUAAAAGUUUAAUUCCUGAUAUUCUAACACUAUCCGAUAGGAGGCAGCGUUUGUAUAAGCAAAAUGUUCUCAGGAAACUGAAUAAAUUUUUGGAUGAACAAGAGGCGCAAUCUUAAGCAAGAGUCUUGAACUUAACUUGAAACUUGUCAAGUCGAAAAAAAAUCGUAGAUAUUUCUUAAGUUUCUAUUUUUAAAAAAUAUACUUUUUUUUCUCUUAUGUAAGAU
Episyrphus balteatus (marmalade hoverfly) is the source of this 1084-nucleotide messenger RNA. Its product is annotated as transcription factor Adf-1-like. NCBI's taxonomy places the organism in Eukaryota, Metazoa, Arthropoda, Insecta, Diptera, Syrphidae. Gene Ontology annotation, molecular function: DNA binding. The transcript is spliced from 2 exons. Gene Ontology annotation, cellular component: transcription regulator complex; nucleus. Gene Ontology annotation, biological process: regulation of transcription by RNA polymerase II. The record is from RefSeq and is a predicted model, not a curated record. Bases 140 to 976 code for a protein of 278 amino acids.